AGUGAGAGGGAUGGGGGGCAUGUGAGGGGUGGAGAAGGAGCUGGGCUUCGUGCCACUGGAACUUGGUGGGGUUGUCAGAGGUGUGUGGCUGGGUGGCUCUUACCCCCUUCCAAAGCACUAAAAUGCCCAUGCAUGGCACAUAUGGAAUGACCUGUGGUCCCAGGAUGCAGCUCAGCUGUCCCAUUUUAUACCAGUGAACUUAAAACCAAACUUCCUCACAGCUGUCUGUAGCCAGUUCACUUUCCUUUAUCAGGACAUGGAAGAGGGUGGAGGGGAUUCUGACAUCUUAACCCCAUAGAUGCCAGCGUGUCUCCGUUGGCACCUCAGCCAUGCACAUGCCCUAAAUGUUUGACCUGGCAGGGUUGGGUUGACACAACCAUGAAACACCUUGCUUACUUGCUCAGCUGGUUAUUUUAUCAUACUGGGGAAUAUGUUGCUGUGAGGAUGGUAAUCUUACAGUAGGUCUACCCCACACAGUUACAGCAGUCUGAUACUGUCCUACAGAUCCUGGGAUAUGCAGUUUGAUGGAGCUACAUAGAUGCCUCUGCCAGAGAACUCUUGUUCCAGUGCCUUCAUACCAUCAGUAGAUCUCUCUGGCAGAGAUUUCUCAGAUAAUUCUUUCACCAAACUACAAAUCCCAGGAUUCCAUAGGAUGGAUCCAUGGCGGUUAAGGAGGUAUUAGACUGCUAUGAUUUUACAGUAUGGAUACAACCCUGCUUGUUAGAAGAGGAAUUUUAGGUUCAGGUGUUUGGUCCAUGUUGUGUUAAUCCUCACAGACUCCUUUUUUCCAAAUGCAAGACCUUUCACAGAGGGAGGCUGGACUGCUCUUAGUAAUUUUAAUUAUUAAAUGAGCUACCAUAUUAAAACUUAAAGUAUUUUAGAACAAUAUUAAAUAUUUUUGACAAGAAAAAUACAAAUGCAUCAUGUGCAGCCAAUUAAUGAACUUUCCACAUAGCCACUUAGUCAUCAAAUAAAAAGUAGUUCUUUGCCUGCUGAUGGAAGGAGAACAAGGAAAGGCCCAGCCUGGUCUCCUGUGGCAGAGAGUUCCACAGCCUGAGACAUUCUUGGCAUACCAAACCUUCCAUUUUGGUGCAGGGUGGGAGAUUCCCACAGCCAGGUGUGCGUGUGUGUGUGUGUGUGUGUGUCUUCUCUGUCUUGUUUCAGCAUUUGCUUGCAAGCCAGUGGUUGCUGGGGUCUUACCAAGGGCAUGGCAGUGACAAGCCAGGUCCAGUAGCAGCAGCCUGGCACUCGGACAGUGAAGCCUGGGCUUGUAUUGAUAAAACUGGUAUCUCUUUCUUUCUCUCCUUUUUCUUCUUCUUUUCUGGGGCAACCUCCCUUCAGCUUCUCUUCUUGGUAAGCAUCAAGCCGCCUCUUUUUUUCUCAGCUUCCUAACAAAGAAUGCUCUGCUUUUCUUCUCAUGUCUUAUGGGGGUAUGAAGGAUCUGAGGUACCAGCUGUGGACCCCUGCUUGGGACUAGUUUAUGCUUCUCUCUCCAGAGCCCAGCAGGGGUGGGAGUUGGGGCAUUUGCUCCCCGGCUGUCCUCUGCUCCUGACCUGCCCUUUUGCCCGCGGUCACUCUCUGCUGAUGGUUGUGUGGUGGUUUGUUGCAGGCCCUCCCCACAUCACCCCAGACUCCUUCCUGGGACGCCCGCCUUACAAUAGCUACAGUUAUGGCUCCUUUGACAAUGGCUCCACAGCCAGUACGGAAAACGUGACGGACAGCCUGCUCUCCACAGAAGCCUCAUACAGUUACACAGGAUCCGUGCCAGCACCGCCAGAGACACUGGGCCAUUCCUAUGGAUCGCUCCCUGGAGAACAUGGCAGGGCGGCCACGGCUAGACUCACUCAGCUCUGUGGAGGAGGACGACUACGACACUUUGGCCGACAUCGACUCAGAUAAGAACGUCAUUCGCACCAAGCAAUACCUGUAUGUGGCGGAUCUGGCCCGCAAAGACAAACGGGUGCUGCGGAAGAAAUAUCAGAUCUACUUCUGGAACAUUGCCACCAUUGCCGUUUUCUAUGCCUUGCCCGUCGUCCAGCUGGUCAUCACCUACCAGACGGUGGUGAAUGUUACGGGGAACCAAGACAUUUGCUACUACAACUUCCUAUGUGCUCACCCACUGGGUAACCUCAGCGCCUUCAACAACAUCCUCAGCAACCUGGGCUACAUCCUGCUGGGUCUCCUCUUCCUGCUCAUCAUCCUCCAGCGCGAGAUCAACUAUAACCGGGCACUGAUGCGCAACGACCUGCAGGCGGUGGAAUGUGGCAUCCCAAAGCACUUUGGCCUCUUCUACGCCAUGGGCACGGCCCUCAUGAUGGAGGGACUCCUCAGCGCCUGCUACCACGUCUGCCCCAAUUACACCAACUUUCAGUUUGAUACCUCCUUCAUGUACAUGAUUGCUGGGCUCUGCAUGCUAAAGCUCUACCAAAAGCGGCACCCGGACAUCAAUGCCAGUGCCUACAGUGCCUACGCCUGUCUGGCCAUUGUCAUCUUCUUCUCUGUCCUUGGGGUGGUCUUUGGCAAGGGCAACAUGGCCUUCUGGAUCGUCUUUUCAGUCAUCCACAUCCUCGCCACGCUGCUGCUGAGCACCCAGCUCUACUACAUGGGCCGCUGGAAACUGGACUCUGGGAUCCUCCGUAGGAUUUUGCAUGUCCUUUACACAGACUGCAUCCGCCAGUGCAGUGGGCCUAUGUAUGUGGAUCGGAUGGUGCUCUUGGUGAUGGGCAACAUCAUCAACUGGUCCCUGGCUGCUUACGGUCUCAUCAUGCGGCCUAAUGACUUUGCCUCGUAUUUGCUGGCCAUCGGCAUCUGCAAUCUGCUCCUCUACUUUGCCUUCUACAUUAUCAUGAAGCUCCGGAGUGGUGAACGGCUGAAGCUGAUCUCACUGCUCUGCAUUGUCUGCACUUCAGUCGUGUGGGGCUUUGCCCUCUAUUUCUUCUUCCAGGGCCUCAGCACCUGGCAGAAAACGCCGGCUGAGUCCCGUGAGCACAACCGGGAGUGUAUCCUUCUUGACUUCUUUGAUGAUCACGAUGUCUGGCACUUCCUCUCGUCCAUCGCUAUGUUUGGCUCCUUCCUGGUUUUGCUGACUCUGGAUGAUGACCUGGAUUGUGUUCAGCGUGACAAGAUCUACGUCUUCUAGAUGGCCAGAUUCCCGUUGGGUGCUUGGUGCCUCGAAGGCCUCAGGGUGCCUGGGGGCUGAGGUGGGCCCUCUGCCUGCUUCCACAGUCAUCUGGUUGCAGCCAUAUUUGCUUUUGCCACGGGUGGCUUCCCUGCUAGUUUGAUCCAUCUUGAAGAUACUGCCUUUGGGGGAGGAUUAUUUGUGGAAGUGGGGCAAGGUGAAGCGGACUGGCAAGGGCACCUUUUCUAUAAGAAUUGAGGCUUUGGACACCGGCUCUCCCUCAUGCCCACAUACUCCCUUGGGGCAUUGGCAGCUUUGUGGGUAGAGCACCUCUUGAAAUCUCUUGACCUCCAACUCAGCUGUGGCUGGAGGUCCCUUGGACCUUGCUGAUUAAUGAUGUGUCAAAGUUUUCCCAGGGGGUUUUGGCCAUCGGUAUGGAGGGGCUGGGGUUGUGUGACACUAGUGUGUCAAUCUCUUUUGCCCUCUGGAAGAAAUUAGCUGUGGAAAUCCUGAGACGUUGAUGAGGGAUGAUGGGUCCAUUCUUCUCCUGCCGCCUCAUACAGCGAGGGCUCAGGGUCUCGACUGACAAGGUAGGCUUAGUGGCAGCUGUUUAAAACAAAGGGCAGACUGGAGCCAUGAUAGUCCAUCCCAAGCUGGCAGUAGCCCUGCUAGCCUUGUGUCCUUCUGUAGCCCAGUUUGACCCUCUCACGCACACAUUUAUUGCCAAUCAAGAGCACAUCUCUUGCGCCUCUGGGGCAAUUCUGCCCCCGCAAGCCCCCAUGCACAAGGCUACUUGCCUGCCAGCCAUGUGAGGCCUUCCUGUGGCCAAGCUGGAGGACGCCUGAGCUCAUUUGCCAAGAAGUGGGACCCUUGUUCUGGUCAGCAGCCAUGGCCAGGCUGAGUGGGUGGGCAGAGGGGCCUUUGAUAUCUAGGAUUAGGGCAUGGACAGUCUUUAUGGGUUCUUCAAGCACAUGCCUGUGCCAUGUGGGGCUCUCUUCAGUGCCUAUCUCCGGGAGGCAGAUUGGGGCCUCUCAGCUUUCUCCUUCCUUGUCUCUUGCCUUUGACCCUGGACCCAGGGAGAGGUCUAGGGAAACUCCUCUCUCCCUCUUUUGGGGGGGCUGCUGCCACUCGCUCCCCUACUGUGGCCCAUGGCAGCCAGCCAUGGCCACUGACGGUUUGCAUUGUACUGCCCAAAAUGACAGCUGUUUUCUGCUCAGAGCAAGGACCUGAUCCAGGCCUCUGGGCCACCUCCGUUUUCUUGUACGAACUGCACAAAUAACAGCCAAGGGUUGUUGGUGCUGGUUGACUGGCUACUAUCCUGAGCUGUAAGCCCAAGAGGGCUGCUGUAUCAGUAGCCCAGGGCUAGUCCAUUGUGGAAAGGUGGAGGGUCUGCCAACUGCUGCUUUGGGGACAAAGAGGGGCUUCCUCACCUUCCCUUCUGCCUCCCCAGCCUAAAGUGGGAAGAGGUCCCGUCUCUUGUCCACCUAUUCCUGGUUCUUCAGUUGUGUUUUAAAUGGUUUUGGCUUGUUUUUUUUAAAUUGUUCUUUGUGUACAAUGUCACAGAACACUUCUCAUUUCUACAAAUUCUGCUGCCAAAUGCAAAGAAAUAAAAAAUGAUGAUGAUGAUGA
Molecule: messenger RNA, 4747 nt
Organism: Sceloporus undulatus (fence lizard)
Lineage: Eukaryota; Metazoa; Chordata; Lepidosauria; Squamata; Phrynosomatidae
Gene: SIDT2
Product: SID1 transmembrane family member 2
Exons: 17
Coding region: 1796-3139 (447 amino acids)
Cellular component (GO): membrane
Source: RefSeq, a predicted model, not a curated record